This is a messenger RNA of Scaptodrosophila lebanonensis, 1631 nucleotides long. Its product is annotated as angio-associated migratory cell protein. Bases 153 to 1439 code for a protein of 428 amino acids. Gene Ontology annotation, molecular function: protein binding. The record is from RefSeq and is a predicted model, not a curated record. The transcript is spliced from 3 exons. Lineage: Eukaryota; Metazoa; Arthropoda; Insecta; Diptera; Drosophilidae.
UGGCCACACAAUUAAAAUUUCAGCGUUCCUCUUUCUUUCUUUGAAUUGGCAGCACUUCUCUUGCCACCAACAGCUGAGCUGUCAAAAACACGUGUUGGUUACUUGGUAUCAUUUGUUGUUAAAUUUUUAAGAGUUAAGUUCAGCUAGUAAAAAUGCUGGACAAUACGCCGCCUCAUCGACAAAGCUUCAAUUAUGACAGCGACGAGGAGCUUAUAGAGGAAAUAGCACUAGUUGAACAUGACGAACCACCUUUAGAUGACGACGACGAGCUAGAAAUGGAGGAAGUUACAAUGGCAGAGCUGGAAAAUCGGUUAAUGCACGCCGAGAACAGAGAGAGCGAUGAUGAAGCAGAGAUCGAAGAUCAACAGCGAAUUGCAAACAUUAAGGAUGAAGCACUUUUCACGUUCCGCAAACAUAAGCAGCCGGUUUUCGCAUGUGGCUUCCAUCCACAGCGCGACUGGGCAGUGACUGGUAGCCAAGACGACCUUGCCUACGUCUGGAAUAUAAGCACUGGAGAGGUUCUGUACGAGAUAAACGAGCAUCGGGACACAAUAACAGAGGCCCACUUUAGCCACGAUGGAAGCUACUUGGUUACCGGUGACCUAGCUGGCGAGCUGCGUGUGUACAAAGUCAGCGAGCAACGCGAAGAUCGUCCCAUUUUAAGCAAAGUUUGGGAGUAUUCUAUGUCUGACAUGACUUGGUUGUUUUGGCAUCGUGCUGCCCACGUCUUAAUUGGUGGCAGCGACAAUGGGGACGUCUACGUCUGGCGCAUACCAGGGGGGGAUUGCAAAAUUUUGCCUGGCCAGGAUGAGCGCUGCGAGGCGGGUGAUCUGAGCAAUGAUGGCAAGAAGCUUCUUACAGCAUAUAUAAAUGGCGUGAUAAAGUUGUGGGAUCUGAAGACGUGCCAAGUCCUGAUGGAGGUAAAUAAACAGCACACGCUGGCAUUUGGCGAUAUCACCCACGCCAUUGUAGCCUGUGAUCGUGACUCGCCCUUUUACCUGUGCGCCGAAGGUGGUGGAAAAAUGCUUUUCUGCACCAAUAAUGGGCCCGUUAACAGUGUGCAGUGUGAGCAUGGCAUUGAAUGCGUGGCCUUUGCUCCGCCCACUGCUGAAUUAAAGUUGGUCGCAUGUGGCUCGCUGGAAGGGAAUAUCACCAUAUGGGACUAUAGCAAGUACGCCGUGCGUACUGUGUGUGAAAAUCCUUUGCCCAACGAUGGCGUGUUAAGACUGAAAUGGCUUAACGAUUAUACGCUGCUUGCUGCAACUUCUCAGGGCAAUCUCGUUGCUUACGAUGCGCGUACCGGUGUUCUUAAAUUUACAUUGACUGGACAUUACUAUGAUAUUUAUGAAUUUGUGUACAAGCCAGAAGAAAAUUUGUUGUUGUCGGUAUCCGAGGAUACCACUGCAAAAAUAUUUAAAGUGCCCUCAUUGGGCGAAUAAAUAUAUAAUAAUAGUUUGUAUACUGUUAAUAAAUGCAUAUGUAUUGUCCGAAUAGCUUAAUAAGUGUGUAAACAUAUAAGUAUUCAGUGUUUUUAUGUAAAUAUACAUAUCCAUAUGCCAAACAAUGUAACUAAAUAAUUAUCUCAUCGUAGUUGUGUAAAUAAUAAGAAAUUAAAUUUCGAUAAUUAAUAA